UUUCUUUUUUAGAAACGUUAUUACGAUCUUAAAGACUACGACGCCACAUUUGCUAUACCGUGGUUGGUACAGAAGUGGGUGGGACUGCGGCUGACGAGGACCGAUCCGCCUCAUGUCAGGAUAUUCUGGGACAUAUACUACUGGCUGGAAUUCCUCAACCUGUGGCUGGCGGCCUUCCUGGAGCUCACAUACAUGGCAGUGCGCAGCACCGCGUACGUGGAAAUAUUCCUGUCCCUGCCGUGCAUGUGUAACCUGCUUUUAGCGAUAUUCAAGUCAUACAAAAUGGUGGUUUACCGGCCAGUGUUCAACAACCUGGUGUGGGAGUUAAGAACUAUGUGGCCUCAGGGAACAGUUACCGAAGAAGAGGACCGUAUAGUUAGCAGGACACUGCGGAGUCUCAACAUAGUCGUUAAAGGCUACUAUUGGAUCAACAUCCUCCUACUAUUGAUUUUCCUGGGUCCGUCCUUUGUGGCCCUCGGUUAUCGAGCUGCAGGCCACGACAGACCUCUCAUCCUGCCAUAUUGGUAUUGGUACCCCUUCGAUCCUUACGAAGGCGGUCCGCUAUAUGCGUUUGCUUUGGGCUUUGAGGAUUUCCAUGGUUGUAGUGCCAUUGGCUUCAUGGUGAUGGGAGACCUGCUGUUCUGCAUAUUCUUGAGCCAUAUUUCGAUCCAGUUAGAUCUGCUUGCAGUUCGUAUACAGAAACUCGUACCAACGGUUGAACCUAAACACCGCUUCCUGAGUGCAUUUACUACUGAGCAAAUGCGCAAUGAAAAUUGUGAUACCCCGGACUGGGAGAAAAAGCACCUAAAAGAGUUGGCCGUCAUCAUUGAAAGACAUCGGGCCCUGAUCAGACUUUCGGAUGACGUGGAAGAAAUGUUCAGCGGGGCGCUUCUCCUCAACUUCCUCAACAGCUCCAUGAUAUUAUGUUGCUGCGGGUUCUGUACCGUCAUAGUGGAGAAAUGGAACGAGUUUAGCUACAAGUCGUUUCUCAUCACAACACUCUCGCAGACCUUCCUCCUGUGCGCCCACGGACAGAAACUGAUCGAUUCUGCUACAGGAAUAACCGACGCACUGUACAAUUGCCUCUGGUACAACGCAUCUAAGAAAGUCAAGAGUUCGGUCCUUAUUGCGAUGCAUAGGUCUCAAAGAGAAAUCCACGUCACGACCUACGGCUUCUCCGUCGUCAACAUGGGGUGCUACGCCACGAUACUCAGAACGGCCUGGUCAUAUUUGUCGCUUCUUUUAAAUGUUUGUAAAUAAACAUUUGUAACAGAAUAAAGGAGAAAACAUGUUUAAUU
Molecule: messenger RNA, 1298 nt
Organism: Cydia strobilella
Lineage: Eukaryota; Metazoa; Arthropoda; Insecta; Lepidoptera; Tortricidae
Product: odorant receptor 4-like
Exons: 11
Coding region: 193-1260 (355 amino acids)
Biological process (GO): detection of chemical stimulus involved in sensory perception of smell; sensory perception of smell
Cellular component (GO): plasma membrane
Molecular function (GO): olfactory receptor activity; odorant binding
Source: RefSeq, a predicted model, not a curated record